AAAACUAGUUAGAUUGAUGUGGAGGGGAGAUUCAUUUGGGAAGGGAUUCUGGCUGCCCUGGGAGCUGCUGCAUGUCAGGCUCACUCUCAGGGCUCUGGUGACUUGUAGAUAGCAGGAUUGUUCUGGUGGUUCUCUUCUAUAACGGUCAAAAUGGUGAUCAAAGUCUUUGUAGCCACAUCCUCUGGGUCUACAGCGAUUAAGAAGAAACAGCAAGAAGUAGUGGGCUUCUUAGAGGCCAACAAGAUUGACUUUAAGCAAAUGGACAUAGCUGGUGAUGAGGACAACAGGAAAUGGAUGAGAGAGAAUGUCCCAGGAGAAAAGAAGCCACAAAAUGGAAUCCCCCUCCCUCCACAGAUCUUCAAUGAGGAGCAGUACUGUGGGGACUUCGAAUCCUUCUUCUCUGCCAAGGAAGAAAACAUUAUUUAUUCAUUCCUGGGUCUGGCACCUCCUCCAGGUUCAAAGGAGGUGAAAACUGCUGAAGAGACAUCAAACCUUCCAAACGGUGACAUUUCGGGUGAAGAGCACAAAGUUGUGGAAGAGACUGAAAAGUCUGAAGUAACUGAAGAAAAUGAGGCACACACAGAAGACAAUGUAGAUGCAGUCGCUAAUUCUAUUGAACUGCCAUCAGAAGAGCAACAGGAAAAGGAGGAAGAACACCCAGUGACAGAGGAAGCACAAGUCCGUGCAGCACCAGAGAAAAUAAAACCACCUCUUCCCACCAAACAACCCACCAUUGCGUUUCGCACCAACACAUGUAUAGACAUCUGUAUAUCCCCAAAACACAAGACACCGCUCUGCCCUAUAUUAUAUAUAUAUUUGGUAUUCUGGUCUUUUGUUAAAGUGGGUCAUCUUAAUUCUGUCUGACAAGAUCUCAGACUUAGCUUUAUAUGUUCUAACAGUACUGUCUAUGUCUAAUUUUAGAUUGUAAGCUCCUUGGGGCAGGGACUGUGUCUUCCUCCAUGUUUGUACUCUGCCAAGCACACUAUCGGCACUCAAUAAAUAACCACAGUUGUGCAUCGAAACUGUAUUAGGAGGUAAAGAACUUCAGCACUGAAAACUCCAAAGAAGAUCCCUGUGUACAAGCUUUGUGUUGCUUAUCUCUGAACUGGCCUUUAAAAUGAAUGUGUUUCCAUUG
Dermochelys coriacea (leatherback sea turtle) is the source of this 1135-nucleotide messenger RNA. RefSeq names its product SH3 domain-binding glutamic acid-rich protein-like. Bases 151 to 864 code for a protein of 237 amino acids. The record is from RefSeq and is a predicted model, not a curated record. Gene Ontology annotation, cellular component: cytoplasm. NCBI's taxonomy places the organism in Eukaryota, Metazoa, Chordata, Testudines, Dermochelyidae. The transcript is spliced from 7 exons.